ACUCAAUUAUAUAUACAUACAAACAUAAUUAUAUAUAUAUAUUUUGUGUCUAAAUAUAUAUUAAUAUGGUUCGAUACUCUAAUUUGGUUUUGCUUCUUAUUAUAAGCCUCUCAAUCUUGCUAGCCCUAACCCAAGCAGAGCCAAAUAAACCAAAAAAGCCAAAGAAAAUUAAGUGUAAAGACAAAUGGUAUCCAGAUUGUUACAAAAAGGAUCUUUAUUGCCCCGAAUCAUGCCCUCGCACGUGCUUCGUCGAUUGUCGCACGUGCCAACCCUUAUGCACUCAACCACCACCUUCACCUCCACCACCCCCAAAGCGUAAGCCUCGCUCUCCUCCUCCUCCUCCGGCCACCACCUAUUCUCCACCACCGCCACAAGCCUCCUCAUGGCCUCCUCCACCGGUGAAUAACAAUGCUUAUCCUCCACCACCACCAACACAAACACCAACACCAACUCCCGCAACUCCUCAAUCUCCUCCACCCCCGUCUGAGGAGGCGGCCGGAGGUAAAAGAGUGAGAUGUAGGAAUAAGAAUUAUCCGAGUUGUUAUGGCAUGGAACAUACUUGCCCUAGCGCUUGUCCUGAUCAAUGCGAGGUGGAUUGUGUUACAUGUAGUCCUGUUUGCAAUUGUAACAAACCAGGAGCUGUGUGCCAAGACCCACGCUUCAUUGGCGGCGACGGACUCACCUUUUACUUCCACGGCAAGAAAGACCAUGACUUUUGCUUGGUCUCCGACUCGAACCUCCACAUCAACGCCCACUUCAUCGGGAAACGAAACCCUAACAUGACCAGAGACUUCACUUGGGUCCAAUCCCUCGGAAUCCUCUUUGACAACCACAAGCUCUUUAUUGGUGCUAAGAAGACCUCUACAUGGAGCAAUGCCAUUGAUCGUCUCUCCCUCGCCUUCGACGGAGAGCCUGUCCUCCUCCCUGUAGGCGAGGGAGCUACGUGGCAGUCUCCAGAGUCCUCGAUAGCUGUAUCGAGGACUCAGGAUGUGAAUUCCGUGGAAAUUGAGGUGGAAGGGAAUUUCAAGCUCAAAGCGACGGUGGUGCCUAUCACCAAAAAAGAGUCACAAAUUCAUCAAUAUGGGAUCACCGAGGAAGAUUGUUUUGCCCAUCUUGAUGUGAGCUUCAAGUUCUUUGCAUUGAGUAGGGAAGUGAAUGGAGUUUUGGGUCAGACUUAUGGGAAGAACUACGUGAGUAGGGUGAAGAUGGGACUGCCCAUGUCGGUGCUUGGUGGUGAGAGAAAGUUCUCCGCUUCAAGCUUGUUCGCGGCGGAUUGCAUGGCGGCAAGAUUUGAUGGGAAAAGAAAGAGUGGUUUGGAAGAUGAGUUUGUGGGUAUGGAGUGUGGUAGUGGAAUGGGUGGUCGUGGUGUUGUCUGCAAAAAGUGAUCAUUAUUUGAUGAAACAAUAUAUUGAUCAACUAAUAGUAUAAUUUCUUGGUUUAAUUAACCAAGUAAUACAAAUAAAAAAAUAAUAAUUAACAAACUAAUUAAUGUUUGUUGUUAAUUUCAAUAAUGACAUAACACACAUAUAUAUUCGAUUGUA
Messenger RNA from Cannabis sativa, 1541 nucleotides. RefSeq lists its product as uncharacterized. The transcript is spliced from 2 exons. NCBI's taxonomy places the organism in Eukaryota, Viridiplantae, Streptophyta, Magnoliopsida, Rosales, Cannabaceae. The coding region runs from base 66 to 1385 and encodes 439 amino acids. The record is from RefSeq and is a predicted model, not a curated record.